Molecule: messenger RNA, 1341 nt
Organism: Raphanus sativus (radish)
Lineage: Eukaryota; Viridiplantae; Streptophyta; Magnoliopsida; Brassicales; Brassicaceae
Exons: 1
Coding region: 1-1341 (446 amino acids)
Source: RefSeq, a predicted model, not a curated record
AUGGGAAAAGCAAAGAAAACAGCUCAACAAGCCGAAUCAUCCAAGGCAGAGAAGCAUGCAGAGCCUGAAGGAAGUCGAAGGUCACUCUCUGAUGGCGAACCUGAAUCGCCUCCGCCGAGAAACGAUCUGCCGGUGUCCGAUAUGCUUCCUGAGGUCACUGAGGAACUUGACUCGUUCAAUACGGCGAAUGAGAAAGCUCCUUCAGAGGAGAGCGGUGAAAGAACUCCGGGUCUUGGAGAAGAGCCAUCUGCGAAAGUUCCUGAAGCAGAUCCGCAACCGCAGAAGGAAUCCUCCAGUGAUGUCAUUCCAGAUGCUCCGGUCACUGAUAAAUCGCCGGAAGAGAAGGAUGAGUCUGCUCUACCUCUGGUGGUCGAUGAAGCUGAGAAAGGUCUGAGUGAAGCCGAGUCUGAAUCAGCCAAGAAGAUUGAUGAGGAACCCAGAGAUGAUAUUGUGACAUUGGGUUCUGAUUCAGAGGAAGCUUCAAAGAAGGAAGGAAGGAAGAAACGAGUGUUGAAGCGGCUAGGGUUGCGUUCCUCGAAACAGAGAAAGACAGGGGAAUCUAGUACACCAACCCAAUCUCAAUUCCUUACACCAGAAGAUGCGGCCAAGUCUCCAUAUUUGGCUAAGGAAGCAGGAGCCUCACCUCAGUUGAGAUCAAAGAAGUCUGGUGACAAGAGCGCUGAAGCAAUGCCGAGUCCUCUCAAGAAAAGGUAUGAUCAGUUCUUAAAGCGUAAGGUACUUACUGAGCGUACGGUAGAUAUGAAGGAAGCUGAUCAGUGGGGAUACUUGGCGGUUAUUAAGAAGGGUUCAAAGGAAUCAGCUGUCUCAAGUCUUGCUGUUUAUGUUGAGCAAGUUGUAGCUGAAUUCUAUGCGGGUUUGCCUAGUACUAAGGCCGAAGCAGAUGUUGAAGAAGUGGUUGUCUCAGUGAGAGGACAAGCGUACAAGUUCUCACCUGCUCUCAUCAACAAUGCCUUAGACUGGGAACCACUCACUAAGGAAGAAGAGGAGGAAGAGGCAGCUAUGGAUGAUGUCUCGGUAACUGAAUUAGCAUCGUUCAUCACCGGAGAUACGAGGACAGAAUGGGAAGGUCUCACUACAGCAGAUCUUACUCUGUGCUAUGGUGCCUUGAUGAUCAUAGCUGCGUACAACUGGAUCCCCUCUACUCACAAGACGUAUGUCUCACUUGAGAGGGCAAGGCUGAUCUACAAGAUGGCUCAUGGAGUCCGUGUUGAUUUGGGAAAGAUGAUGUUCAGACAGAUUCUUCAUCUUGGAGUGACUCAGGUCAGUGAUGCACGAUGGUUGAUUUUCCCUCGCUUGAUCAUGAGACUUCUUCAAAGCUAG